Scheffersomyces coipomensis is the source of this 1581-nucleotide messenger RNA. It is a transcript of the gene NOT5, whose product is annotated as CCR4-NOT core subunit. The record is from RefSeq and is a predicted model, not a curated record. Lineage: Eukaryota; Fungi; Ascomycota; Pichiomycetes; Serinales; Debaryomycetaceae. Gene Ontology annotation, cellular component: CCR4-NOT core complex; nucleus; P-body. Gene Ontology annotation, biological process: regulation of DNA-templated transcription; nuclear-transcribed mRNA poly(A) tail shortening. The transcript is spliced from 3 exons. Bases 1 to 1581 code for a protein of 526 amino acids.
AUGAGUACAAGAAAACUUCAACAAGAGUUUGAUAAAACCAACAAGAAAAUAGCGGAAGGAUUACUGAUCUUUGAUGAUAUUUUUGAUAAAUUGAUGACUACUGAGAUUAGUUCUCAAAAGGAGAAAUUAGAAAGUGAUUUAAAGAAGGAAAUUAAAAAAUUACAAAGACUGAGAGAUCAAUUAAAACAAUGGUUAGGAGAUGGUAGUAUUAAAUUGGAUAAGAAUCUAUUACAAGAUAAUCGUACUAAGAUUGAACAUGCUAUGGAUCAAUUUAAAGAUUUAGAAAAAUCAUCCAAAAUAAAACAAUUUUCAAAUGAAGGAUUAGAAUUACAAUCUCAACAACGAAGAUUUAAUAAAUUUGGUGAAGCAGAAGAUGCUAAAAGACAAGAAGCUUUCAAUUAUUUAAGUGAUAUCAUUGAUCAAAUCCAACAACAGAAUGAUAAUUUCGAACAAGAAGUAAAUGGUUUAACCGCCUCUUUAAAAAAGGCCAAAUCAUCCAAUAUUUAUUCAAUUCAAUCUCAAAUUGAUGAUAUGAAAUAUAAAAUGGAAAGAAAUAAUAAUCAUAUUGAAAGAAUCGAAACCAUAUUAAAUAAUCUUGAUAAUGAAAAAUUGGAUCCUAAUAAAGUUGAUGAUAUUAAAGAUGAUUUAGAAUAUUAUGUGGAAAAUAAUCAAGAAGAAGAUUAUGUAGAAUAUGAUGAUUUUUAUGAUCAAUUAGAUAUUGAAGAUACUGAAAUUGAAGUUCAUGGUUCAUUAUCUCAAAUGGCAGUUGAUCCUCUGGAAUAUGAACCUAAAUUACCUGAACAAGUGGCUGCCGCUGGUAAUGCUCCAAUAACACCAUCAAAAAAUGAUAAUGUUACUAAAACAGUAUCUAAUACUUCAACUGGAAGUGGUUCUGCCAUAACUACAGCAGCAGUGGCAUCAGCUUCAGGUAUAACUUCCAAUGCAGCAUCGGCAGUAACUACCCCUACUAAGAAAGUUAUAAAACCAGCAAUGGUACCAUUAGUAUCAACUACAACUACAACUACAACUAAUAAUGAAUUAAAAGAAGGCACACCACAGCCAGAUUAUAUUCAUGAUAAUAGUUUGAAUAAAUUAAGAAAUCUUUUCCAAUCUCGUAUUCGUAAACCAUUACCAUAUUCAACUGUGAGUCAAAUGCUUGAAGUUUCAUUAAAUAAUUGUCCAGAUUCUCAAGAUAGUGAUAAACCACGUCAAUAUAACCCACAAACCAUUCAUCCUUCAUCAGUUGAUUAUCCUCAAGAACCAAUGUUUGAAUUAACAUCGAGUAAUAUUUUUAAGAAAUUCGAUAAUGAUACGUUAUUUUUUUGUUUUUAUUACAGUGAUCGUAAAGAUCAAAUUCUGAGAUAUAAUGCCGCAAAGGAAUUAAGUAAUAGAGGAUGGAUAUUUAAUAAUGAAUUAAAACAAUGGUUUCAAAGAGAAGAGAAGAAGAAUCUUAAAUUAAAAAUUAAUGAUGAUGAUGAAUUGAAAGAAAAUAAUUAUAAAUAUUUUGAUUAUGAAAAGACAUGGUUAACUAGAAGAAGAGAGAAUUAUAUAUUUGCUAAAGAAUUAAGAGAAACUUUUUAA